Glycine soja is the source of this 1421-nucleotide messenger RNA. RefSeq lists its product as uncharacterized. The record is from RefSeq and is a predicted model, not a curated record. The transcript has 3 exons. Bases 131 to 1051 code for a protein of 306 amino acids. NCBI's taxonomy places the organism in Eukaryota, Viridiplantae, Streptophyta, Magnoliopsida, Fabales, Fabaceae.
AAAAAAAAACCCUGAUUAUCAGGCAUCGAGGUGAAGAGAAACCAAAGGCUGGAGCCCCAAAGCAAGAGUGUUCCAUUUCCCCUGUGAUAUUACAUAUAAAAUCCCAUUUGGCGGAAGAAGAGGUUUUAUUAUGAGGAUCCGCAAGAACGCCAAGCUUUCCCCUCUUCUGUUCUCCUCGUCCUUGUCGUCCUCGUCGUCUUCGUCCUGCGUACAAGGUGGUUCGGUUCCGUUGGAGUCGCACGUGUGCCAGUUGAACCAGUCCCCAUGGGAUGUGAUCCCCUUUGACUCUGACUCGAUCCAGUUCAAGCUCGACGACAACUUCACCGCGGGAAACAACAAUGGCAGCGCUGUUAAUUCCUUCGCCGCCGUCCAGAGCGUGGCGUCGAUGAUGGAUGCAGGUAACAAAACUACUUGCCACUCGACGGUAAUGGUUGACCUGGUGGCGCCGACAAAUAUUGACGCCACCGUAAACAUGACCAAUCCUUGUCAGUUUCACGAUGACAAGGGUUGGCCAUGUAAGAAUGAAGCCGGACAAGGGCAGUCAUUCUGCGAGCAGCAUUUAUCUUAUUCUCUGCUCACUCCCCUCCACCACACCAGCAGCAAGAAAUCGCAACCAUCCGCGACCGGAACUCGCCGUGGCAAGACUCGGGGAGCGGCGGGGAAGAAGGCGGCAGCUGUGGCGGCGGCUGGGGCGAGUUCAAACCCGUAUGAAUUCUACUACUACUCCGGGUUCGGGCCCUCGUGGAGCAAACGAAGAGGUGAUAGAAACGGUGGAGGAGAAGGGAGCAAGAAUAAUAGCGUUGGGGUUGAGAAUUCGACAAUGGUGGAGUCCGAGAAUGUAGUGGGUGGUGGUGCUGACGAUGUUGUCGAUGAUAUUAAUGGUAAUGUGGCAAGUGUUGAGGUUGUUCCUUCGGUUUCGGAGAUGGAACAUGAUGGGAUAAUCGACUAUGUGGAUGAUGACGAAGAAGAAGAAGAAGAGGUACUUGACGAUAGCGGGAAGAAGAGAAUGAGGAAGCCCGUGAAAGCAAGGUCGCUGAAAUCGUUGAUGUGAAGAAAUGAAGAAGAAAUAGUGGGUAACGAGAUAUAGUAAGAUCGAGGGUUGGGGUUCAAUGUCUUUUGUGACUAUUAUUAUUAUUAUAGAUUAUCGUAAUUUGUUGUUUUUGUCUUUUUAUUUUAUUUUUCGGUGUUAGGGUGGGUGUUGUUGGCGUUGGGGGUGGGAUAUUUAGGGUUAUGAAAAUAAUGAUGCUAAUUUUGGUUUCACAUGACGAAGGGUUAGUUCGCGGGUGAGGUUAGUCUUGCCAACAUGACGGUAGGGGUUUUAUUCUAGUGUGAAGGAGGUGGACCGUAAAAUUUAUGUGUUUGAAAUGAAAAGGGUGUAAUGGUAAAUUGAGCAUGUGGAUUUUGGAGUUUUUAUUUUUAAA